Messenger RNA from Diutina rugosa, 1332 nucleotides. RefSeq lists its product as uncharacterized. The transcript has a single exon. The coding region runs from base 1 to 1332 and encodes 443 amino acids. NCBI's taxonomy places the organism in Eukaryota, Fungi, Ascomycota, Pichiomycetes, Serinales, Debaryomycetaceae. Gene Ontology annotation, molecular function: microtubule binding; actin binding. The record is from RefSeq and is a predicted model, not a curated record. Gene Ontology annotation, biological process: actin filament polymerization. Gene Ontology annotation, cellular component: actin filament; cytoplasm.
AUGGCGGCGCUGGAGUCGAACUACGCCUACCAGGACUCGGCGCUGCUGGGCGACUACACCACCGACAGCUGCGAGCCGCUGCAGCCCCAGAACCUGACGUUUUUCCGCCGCCUCGAACUCUCGCUCGACGGCGACGCCACCGACACCACCAUCGACCCCCCACCCGUUCCCGACACCGACACCACCGCCGCCAGCACUGUCCACCACCCCCCUAAACAACAACCUCCACACGACACCGUCGACACCAUUCUCGCGUCGUCGUCGUCAGCGGCGGCGCCGCCCGGCGCCGGCGCCAGCGCCCCCCAUCACGGCGCCGACCCCAGGAUCGCCCAGCUUGAACACCGGGUGGACGAUAUGGCCGAACAGAUACAGAUGUUGCAGAGGGCGCUCGCCCGCGCCGAGUCGGAGCGGGACCAGCUGCGGGAACAGCUCCGCCAGCUUCGCCAGCAACCCCCGCCGCCGCCGCCGCCGCCGCCGCGGGACCCGGCGCUCACCACCCAGCCGUCGUUGAACGUGAUGAUGAAGGAGUUCCGCCUCGGGCGGGGGGUGCGCCCCGCCGUGGUGGCGUCCCCCGCCACCGCCGCCGUGUUUGACGACCUGAUGAUCACGACGCUGACGCCGGCGAAGUCGGCGUUCAUCGACGGCAGCGCCACCCCGCUCCAGCCAGCGACGGCGGGUCCGUCGGGGCUGCCACCGUCGCUCGCCCCGUCGCCGACGCCGGCGAGACACGUGCCCCUGGGCCCCCACCGGGUGCCGCUACCGCCAGCAGCGCCAGCAGCGCCAGUAGCGCCGGCGCCCGCCGGCGGCGACGGCUGCGACGACCACCAGCGGCUCCAACGCCGUGUCGACGAGCUUGUCGAGGAGAACGAACGGUUACGGCGAGAGAACGCCGACUUACACCGCCAGGUCGGCGACGGCCUGACGGCGACGACGGCGGCGCUGUUCCCGCGGUGGCUCCAGCGCGAGUACCGCGAGCGCCACUUGGAUAAGUUUGACCGCUGGAGCAAAGUGAAGCUCGCCAACUGUCUCAAGAUCACCGUGCUCGAGUUACUCCACUGUCGCGACCCCGACGAGUACGUCAAGGCGACUCGGGUGGCGGCGAAGCACUUGCGGGUGAUGCACGCGUUCUGCGAGCUGCUCUACCACGCGUGCUUCCCCCGCCGCCACCAGUGGCUUGUCGACGCCAUCGCCGCCGGCGACGUCGUCUUCUUCACCAACGCCAUCGACCGGUUGGUGUCCAAGUUCGACUUGACCACCUACGAAGACUUUCUCCGCCAGAAAUACGACGCCCCGCCCCGCCAGCCUGACAAAUACCUCCCUUCUUCCCCCUAG